AUGACUACACCAUUAUCUAUAAUCGCCUCCGUCGCCACAUUUGCAAUAGGUAAGGGAGAAGAGAAGGGCAUGUUUAUAAGUAAGUGUUUAGAUAGGGUUUUUUGGUACAAAAAUGUGGAAGGACUUGGGGUGAUGAGGAGCAAGCCCAAGUUUUCGGUGGCCGCAUUAAUGGUUGAGAAGGUGAACAUUAAUAAGCAUGAUGAUGAUGAUGAUGAUGAUGAUGAUGACGACGACGACGACGCCGACGAAAACGAUGAUGUUGAUGAGGAUGAUUUUGAUCCAAAAUGUGACCAUCCAUUAAAAAAGUUUAUAUCACCAACUGGGGUUGACACAAGUGGUGAAACAAGCGUUGAAAAAACUGGAUUAGAUUUCGGUGAUCAGAUCACUCUUUUGAGCAAUAAGAGUUAUAAGGCUCGCAGACUUUCUUACAUGCCAUUGACGCCAAUUCAGCACAUGACCAUUGCUAGAAAUCCAAAUAGGGCAACAAUUCUUGAUCACAUUAAGAAAAUCACAGAAAAGUGGGUACGACUCCAUGUAGAUGAUGGAGAAGGUUAUGAUGAUCCAGCAAUUGUGACUGCUUUAGGGAGCAUUGAAUCUCAAACUUACAUGUUCAUUGGUCACCGAAGGAACACAAAGCAGAAUUCUAAUAGAUGCAAAAAGGCUUUGCAAAUGAUGAAACAUGCUGAACAGUUUGGUUUCCCCAUUGUCACUUUUGUCGACACAACAGGUUCUUUUGCUGAUUUGAAAUCGGACGAACUUGGCCAAUUGCUGCUUGAUGAAGCAAUAUCACAAGAUUUAAGGACAAUGUUUGCCUUGAAAGUUCCAAUUAUAACAAUAGUGACUGGCGAAGGUGGUUCUGCUGUGGAAGCUGAAAAGGUGAACUUUGUCGCUCAAGAACAAUAUUUCAGGCUAAGGGUUGCAGGUCAUGUCAUUCGGGACCCUGAUGAUCAUUCUUUCGGAAUUAGAUUGGCCAUUAUUAAGGCUAUGGAGGAAUUAAGAAUAGUGAAUCCUGAGGAGCUGAUGCACCACCGUAUGCUCAAGUUUCGGAAAGUUGGAGAAGUUGGUUUCUACAAAAAAGAAGAUGGCAGUCAAGUAGAAGCAGAGAAGCAGAUUAAUGAAGCCAUCUCAGCUAAAUGCGCUCAAGACUUGUGGGGUAGAAUCUCAGCUUGA
Messenger RNA from Oldenlandia corymbosa var. corymbosa, 1170 nucleotides. The record is from the annotation of a GenBank genome assembly. Lineage: Eukaryota; Viridiplantae; Streptophyta; Magnoliopsida; Gentianales; Rubiaceae.